This is a messenger RNA of Cordyceps militaris CM01, 858 nucleotides long. RefSeq lists its product as uncharacterized. NCBI's taxonomy places the organism in Eukaryota, Fungi, Ascomycota, Sordariomycetes, Hypocreales, Cordycipitaceae. Gene Ontology annotation, biological process: rRNA processing. Gene Ontology annotation, molecular function: snoRNA binding. The transcript is spliced from 2 exons. The record is from RefSeq and is a predicted model, not a curated record. The coding region runs from base 1 to 858 and encodes 285 amino acids.
AUGGCGCCCGUUACGCGCAGGAAGCAAGCAGAAAUGGAGGCCAACUCGUCCGCUGCAGAAGAGCCUUCACCCGCGCCCAAGGGCUCUGCGACCGAGCGCGGCCAGAAGCUCGCGCUCCGGGCCAGGGAUGACGAAAACGAGAGCUCGCCUGCAGAGGCAGCGAAGAAGAAUACCGUCAUUACUUUUGACGAUGAGGAGAUGAGCAAACCUGUGGUGAUCGAGAAGACCAUCACAAAGCCCAUCGAGCCGGUGGAGGAGGAGGAGGGGGAGAGCGAAGAUGAGGCGCCCGAGACCGUUUCGACGGCCAAAGUUGCGUCUGAGAUGAAAUCUGCCGCCAAAGCUACGCAAAAAGCUACACAAGAGCAAGCGGCCGCGCAAAAGCGAAAGCGCCAGGAGCGCGACGCCCAGCUCAAGAAGCAGGCUGGGGAACGCAAGAAGCUAGAUGAUGCCCGGUCGAGCCCCGCCGCCGCCGAGAGCGAAGCCGCCGACGAGUCCAAGAGCCUCGCCACCGCUCGCCCGUCCGCAGGCCGCCGCCGAAGCGACGUUCCCGCCCUCCUCCCCGCCGAGUACCUCACCGACUCGUCCGGUGAGAGCGACGACGACGAUGGCGAGGGUGCUACCCGCCGCUCCAAGCCCAAGCGCCGCAAGGUGGCCACCGUCGAGCGCCUCCUCACCCGCCUCGACAAAGGCCCGCAGGACGCGACAGUCGGGUCCACGGUGUACCAGGUUUCCCGGACGACGGACGCGCGGCUGCCGCCCAAGGCCAACAAGCAGGGCCGGAACACCAAGGCACUGCUGCUCAAGAGGAACCGGGCGCCGGUCAAGGCGCGGCGCGGCGGGUUCCUCAUCAAGAGGUAG